AAACGAAGCUGGAUGCGAAUAAGAGGCCAGUUUAAUAAAGUGGCGGGGAAACAGCAUUUUCACUUCAAGACCUUCUCAUUAAACUAAAAUGCCUGAAAACCUGCCAUUUGAAACAUUUUAGAAAAGGUGUCAUGGAAUCAAUAUCAAACAGACCAGAAGAAGAAGAAAAUAAAAGGAGAUUUGAAGUUGAGUUGGAAUUCAUUCAGUGCCUGUCAAAUCCACAUUAUUUGAAUUUUCUGGCACAAAAUGGUUACUUUAAGGACCCAGCAUUUGUAAAUUACCUAAAGUACCUACAGUAUUGGAAGGAGCCCCAAUAUGCUGUUUUUCUCAAGUACCCACAGUGCUUGUUCUUCCUCGAGCUUCUCCAGUAUGAAGAAUUCCGCAAAAAGCUUAUGUACCCAGCAUGCGUAAAGUUUAUUGAUGAGCAAGUGCUACUUCAUUGGCAAUAUUAUUCACGAAGAAGAAGAGGAUUAACCGUACCGUCUUCAGACGAUCAGCAACGAUAGGAAAAUAAAUAGGUACUUUGAUUAAGUAUUCAUUUUUUAUUUGUUGGCUAGCGUCGUUUUGAACUAGUUUUCUAAACAACGAUACUUGGUGCUAACACAACUUCACAUUAUGGCGCACACUUGGGAGAUUGGGGCUAGGGUCGCGAUCAAAUAUGCGCAAAAUCGUCUGUUUAUGCCAUUACCUUAAAAAUAAGUUUUCCAAUAACUCAAUCGACGAGAAAAGUGUUGGAGUGGAAAAAGACUCGCCUGAAUCAAAGAAGUACGAGUCAACAGUUUGGUGUAAAACAUUUUCCGUACUCUUUUCUUCAUAGAGUUUUUUAAAGAGCGAGCAUGUUUCUGCUGCAGAUACAUAAUUCUAUUUGUAUUCACACCGAAUAAAGAGAAUGAAGUACUUUGAAUGAAUCGCACUAUCUUCAUCAGAUUAAAUUCUCCCCAGUUCAGUACCCUAUGAUGAUGACUGUCUCAGUUCCUUGAAUCUAUAAUAUUAUAAACUUUCGGCUAAAAUGUUGCACUUUAUCAAUACGGUGAACAUGUUCUUUAUUUUGAUCCCUGCAAAAGGAUUCAAAAUACUUAUGAAUGUAAGCAUAGGUUCCAAAUCUUUGAUUGGCUGAGCGAACAAAAUUCUCCAUACCCCAUUAGCCAAUCAGAAUUCAAGAAUAUGACAACAAACGUGCCUAGCAGCUAAAUUUAGGCCAAUUUUGGACGUUUUUACCACUACCCACAAAAAAAUAAUAGUGUAGAAUGUGCUGAAAGAUAACCCGAAUUUUCUUUUAAAAAUUGAAUCUUUGAUGAAUUUACGAAAAAAACUGCCGUUGUGCUCAGCAAAAAUCUUUCUGCGAUCGUUAGUUACGAAGGCUUGAUACUGUCCCUUUCAAAUCCUAAUAAUAAUUAGGGGGGGAGCAGAACAAUUACAGUUUUUAAACCUUAAAAGUUGGUUUAUCCACGUAAUUAACAAAUAUGAACUUACCUUUAUAAGCCAAUGUUAAAAUCUUUCUUGUUGGCAUUGAUGUUUAUGUUAAGGACAAAACUAGAAAUAGCUCUUGCUAGUACUGCCCGCAAACAAUUAGUUCCUUGAUAAUGAUUGUUUUGAAAAUGUAGGUCAGGAUAUUCGAAGAAGACACCAUCUUGGGUUUUCGCAAUUUUAUAAAAACAGCUGCUCUAGUUGAUGCUAAACUAUUCUUUUUAUCAAGAAUUUUUGGUGUUCAGUUGGCCUUUGAUUUAAGUCCAACGCCCUUUUGAAAAUCAUGAAGUUUUUCGAGGGUUUGACAUUUAUUUUUCGAUAAUCACGACAAUCAUAACUUUUGCUCGUACGGUCUCGAGUUUUUGGGAGAAAAGUGUGGCAUUCGACUGGUUUUGAUUCCCAAAACUUCGAAUCAAAACUUCCAUCCAUUGCGGAGAACCGAGCUGUGAUGCAGCACCGUUUUCGUGCCAAAAAAACCGAAGGCCUUUAACAGAGUCUUGGCAGAGCAACGCUCCGAAGAUAAUUCCCUUCCGCACAAAGAGGUGGCGGUUAACGACCUCCUCGACAAAGCCGAUUGAUUGACAAUGAAAUUGAUUGACAGUUGUCAUGGCAGCAGAAAAGUGACAAAAUCUGCUGAAAAAGUGCUGACAACAUGAACUGAAGCUUCCAUAUGCUACUUAUACGCGGGGCAGACUGUAAGCCCUUCACUCGCGCGCUAUCGCGCGCGAGUUGCGGGCAAUAAAUCGCUACAUUUUAUUUUAUCGGGGAUCCUUUCGGGGACAGCCAGAGAUUUUUUUACCCAGAAAAGGUAAUUUUUCGAAUAUGAUGCAUAUUUCAUAUGAGUCAAACAAGCACAAACUAGCACAAACAAUCACUCUUUUGUGGCAUAAUUUGAUUUAAGAAACAGAUAUAGUGGCAAUAAAAGUUUUGAUUAGUAAAAGUAUAUUGCUAUUGUCAAUUUUGCCAUUGUUUCUCUUCGCAUAUCAGAGCCCUGUGCUCCUCCGAUUUUCCCUAAAACAAAAGGAUUUCUGGGGAUUUUCAGAUAAAACAAUAGGAUUUUCACAAAAGGUGUACGAGAUUUUCUUGGAGUGAUUUGCCCCUCGGACCAACUUCAGCAUCAAACCCUAUGAUGCAACGCUAUCAGUAAAAAACUUAAGCUAAAACCCUGACUGAUGAUGUAAAAACUUUGUACGUUUCUUAACUUCAAUUUAGAUAUAUAUUUAUGUUAUUCAAAUUCUAUUACUGGAUGAACUGGAUGAAUGGUUUAGACUACCAAUUCAUAUUAUACAGCUCGUGUUGUAGCACAUCUUUCUACUCUUGUUCAG
Messenger RNA from Rhopilema esculentum, 2792 nucleotides. Its product is annotated as mediator of RNA polymerase II transcription subunit 31. Gene Ontology annotation, cellular component: mediator complex. NCBI's taxonomy places the organism in Eukaryota, Metazoa, Cnidaria, Scyphozoa, Rhizostomeae, Rhizostomatidae. Gene Ontology annotation, molecular function: transcription coregulator activity. The record is from RefSeq and is a predicted model, not a curated record. Gene Ontology annotation, biological process: regulation of DNA-templated transcription.